AUGCUGCGUUCCAACCGCCUGGGCGACGACGCUCGGUCGCUGAUCCAGAGGUCCCUCCAGAACUACGACGACCGAUAUGGCUUCGGCACAAUGAGCUGUGCUGCCUAUGACACCGCCUGGGUGUCUAUGGUAAGCAAGCCUGUGGAUGGUCAGAAACAAUGGCUCUUCCCAGAGUGCUUCGAGAACCUCCUUACCACCCAGUCCAACGAGGGUGGCUGGUCGAUAGGAAUGCGUGCACAAAUCGAUGGAAUAUUAAACACCGCUGCGCCUCUGCUAGCUCUCAAACGACACGCUGCGGAGCCACUACAGCUUUCUCACGAUACCAACGACCUUGCCUCCCGUAUCGAAAAGGCUACUGCGUCGUUGCGGUCUCAACUCGCUGCCUGGGAUGUCUCAACCACAGACCACGUCGGGUUCGAGAUCAUCGUCCCAGCCAUGCUCGACCUUCUGGAACAGGAGGACCCCUCGCUAGUCUUCGACUUCGAAGCCAAAACACUCUUGAUGGAGAUCCACAAUGCCAAAAUGGCCCGUUUCCGACCUGAAUACCUGUAUGGCCCGCACCGACUGACGGCGUUGCACUCGUUGGAGUCGUUCAUUGGAAAGAUCGAUUUCGAUAAAGUCCGGCAUCAUAAGGUUCAGGGGUCCAUGUUGGGCUCGCCGUCUUCCACUGCUGCGUAUUUGAUGUACUCGUCGCAAUGGGAUGGGGAGUCGGAAGAUUAUCUCCGGCAUGUGGUUAAGUACGCUGCUGGUGCUGGCACCGGGGGCAUUCCUAGUGCGUUUCCCUCGACGCACUUUGAGGCUUCUUGGGUUUUAUCAACGUUACUAAGAGCCGGGUUCUCGCCUGCUGAUUUGGAGUCGGCCGAGUUGAGCAAGAUGAAGGAAUUCCUCAAGCGUGCUUUUGAGAAUGAGAACGGUACUCUUCGGUUUGCCCCAUAUUUCUCGCCCGAUGUCGACGACACUGCAAAGACGAUUACUUCGCUGAACCUGCUCGGGGAACCUGUUACGCCUCAAAAAAUGGUUGAGAUGUUCGAUCAUGAGGGCCACUUUCUGACAUAUCCCGGUGAGAGAGACCCGAGUCUCACUGCCAACUGCAAUGCCAUGAUGGCUCUUCUUCGCCAGCCAGAUGUGUCUGUCUAUGCAAGGCAGGUCGUCAAGAUUGCCAAGUUUGUGUGCGAUUAUUGGUGGAAGGCUGAUGGGAGAAUCAAGGACAAAUGGAACACAUGUUACUUGUAUCCAUCACUCCUUGUGGUUGAGGCUCUCACAGAUCUACUGGAGUCUAUCGAGAAUGGCCAGCUACCGGACACUUUUGACCAGGAUACACAGUCCAGAAUUGCCGUCACUCUGUUCCAGGCCUGCUUCCGGGCCCUUCUAGACCAGCAGGACGACGGCUCAUGGAACCAGUCCCUCGAGGAAACAGCAUAUGGACUAUUGAUCCUGACAGAGGCUCGACGACUACGCUUCUUCGACGACCUCGAAGCCCCUCUCAGCGACGCCAUCCAACGUGGUGUUGUAUUCGUCAGCUCUAUUGGUGAUAUUCCUGCGAGCUACAUCUGGACUGAGAAGGUCAGCUACGCAUCGACACUCUUGACGGAAUCGUACCUGCUUGCUGCACUCAAGACCGCCAUGUCUCAACCCGGUUCUGCAGUUGGAUCUAGUCUGUGGAACACGCCCACUGCACGCAUGAAGAAGCAUGUUGAGCUGUUUCACCAAGCACCGCUCUUCAAGUCACUACCCAAAUGGGAACUACACGGCUCCAUGGUCGAGGCUGCACUGUUCCACCCGCUCCUGCGAGCGCGCAAGGAACAGGCGUUCCCCCGGAACGACAUCGAAGAAGACAAGUACUUUGACGUUAUCCCGCUGUUCUGGACAAGUGCGAAUAACCGCGUCCGCACUUAUGCCUCUACCUGGUUCCUGUAUGAGAUGACGGUCAUUGCCCUGUUGAACUUCCAGGUCGACGAGUUCAUGGAGUCCGCUGCAGGCCCUGCAUUCCAGGGUCGUAUGCAAGACUUACGCCAGCUCAUCGUGAAGCUUCUUCCUGAUGAAGAACCCCGUCAGAAUGGCCACACCAACGGCACCACUACUAAUGGUGCUGGUGCUGAAGACCCAAGCUACGAAAUGGUUUACACCCAGCUAUCCAGAUUCCUAAAGCACGUUCUUCACCAUCCUACCGUCCAGUCCUCCAGCCUCUGGGACCAAAAGAUCCUCCGACGUGAACUGCGAACUUACCUCCUCGCCCACGCCACCCAGGCAGAAGACAGCGCCCGCCUGCCACAACAACAAACAUCUCGAUCCAAAUCCUCCGAAACAAGCACAUUCUUCAAAUGGGUCCGAACCAUCUCCGCAGACCACAUCUCCUGCCCUUACUCCUUCGCCUUCAUAAGCUGCCUCCUGGGCACCACGUCAACGCCUCGAGGCGGAGGUACCGACUGUUUCCCCACCGCGCAGGAAAAGUAUCUCUCCGCUGCGGUGUGUCGACAUCUCUCAACCAUGUGCCGCAUGUACAACGACCUUGGCUCGGCGGAGCGGGAUCGCGACGAGGGGAACUUGAACUCGAUUGAUUUUCCUGAGUUUGGGAGUCAUGAGAGUAUCGACGGGAAGAAGAGGGAGUUGUUUGAGUUGGCUGAGUAUGAGAGGAGCUGUUAUGAGGAUGCAUUCAAGCGACUGGGGAAUCUGACCCGGGCUGUGGCGGCGAAGACGAGGGAUGGCGAGGCUGUCAGGUUGGCGGAGAGACGCAUGGCUGUUUGGACGAUGUUUUGUGAGCAGGUGGAUCUUUAUGGGCAGGUUUAUGUUAUUAAGGAUAUUUCCAGUCGGAUUCCGAACUGA
Aspergillus versicolor CBS 583.65 is the source of this 2823-nucleotide messenger RNA. Its product is annotated as terpene synthase family protein. NCBI's taxonomy places the organism in Eukaryota, Fungi, Ascomycota, Eurotiomycetes, Eurotiales, Aspergillaceae. The transcript has 4 exons. Gene Ontology annotation, molecular function: terpene synthase activity; magnesium ion binding. Bases 1 to 2823 code for a protein of 940 amino acids. The record is from RefSeq and is a predicted model, not a curated record. Gene Ontology annotation, biological process: diterpenoid biosynthetic process.